GGGCCGGAGCCAGGAGCCAGCCCCGCCCGCCGCCCCGCCCAUGGGCCGCCGGCCCCCGCAGCCUCCCGCCGCGAGGAUCGCGCCGAGGGGGGGAGCCGCCUGAAGGAACGCGACGGCUGCGCCCGCAGUUUGGGCAUAACAACACCCCAGACACCUACUUACAUCCUCGGAAGAUUGUUACCAGGGCAGAGGCCUACCUGAUACCAGAGAUGAUUCUAAGCCUACUUUCUUUGCGUUUGUGUGGGGCUUUACAGGUCACCUGCAUGUCAGCAUGGCAGCCACAAACCUGGAGAACCAGUUACACAGCGCACAGAAGAACCUCUUGUUCCUUCAGCGGGAGCACGCCAGCACGCUCAAGGGGCUGCACGCGGAGAUCAGGCGACUGCAGCAGCACUGCACAGAUUUAACGUAUGAGCUGACAGUCAAGAGUUCGGAUCAGACAGGGGACGGAGCUUCCAGAAGCAGUGAACUCAAGAAAAGAUGUGAAGACCUGGAGGCGCAGCUGAAACUGAAGGAGGACGAGAACACGGAGUUGCUAAAGGAGCUGGAGCAGAAGAACGCGAUGAUCACCGUGCUGGAGAACACCAUCAAGGAGCGCGAGCGCAAGUACCUGGAGGAGCUGAAGGUCAAGAGCCACAAGCUGGGCGUGCUGACCAGCGAGCUGGAGCAGCGCGCCGGCACCAUCGCCUACCUGACCUCGCAGCUGCACGCCACCAAGAGGAAGCUCCUGAGCUCGGGCGGCACCUCGGACGGCAGCCCGGCCGGCAGCCCCGCGCUGGCCAGCUACAAGCCGGCGCCGCCCAAGGACAGGCUGCCCGAGACGCCCCGGCGCCGCAUGAAGAAGAGCCUCUCGGCCCCGCUGCACCCGGAGUUCGAGGAGGUCUACAGAUUCGGGGCCGAGAGCCGGAAACUGCUGCUGCGGGAGCCGGUGGACGCCAUGCCAGACCCCACCCCGUUUCUGCUGGCCAGGGAGUCGGCCGAGGUCCACCUGAUCAAGGAGCGGCCCCUCGUCAUCCCCCCCAUCGCCUCGGACCGCAGCGCCGGCGAGCAGCCCAGCCCCGCGCGCGAGAAGCCGCACAAGGCGCACGUGGGCGUGGCGCACCGCAUCCACCACGUGGCCCCCGCGCAGGCCCCGCCCGAGGUGGAGACGCUGGCGGUGGACCAGGUGAACGGAGGCAAGGUGGUCAGGAAGCACUCAGGGACGGACAGAACUGUGUGAGCGCCCACCCCCACCCCCCGCGACCCUCCACCCCGCUGUCGAGGCACUGUGAUCACCACUAGGAAAACACUUCAUCCGCACCUCCUCUUUUGCUUUUUUUUUUUUUUUCAAUCCCCAUGCAUGCCAAAUUUUUUUCACACUGUCAACAGAUUAUUCUCCUGCUCCUCCUCUGGCCCUCUGCCUUGACACCGAAACACGAUCUUGCCCCUGCCGCAGAAUCCGUAUUUACUAAUCGCUGAGGCCAAACACCUGCGUGCCCACUCGCUUGCUUCCAGCCCCGCUCCGCGGAACCUCCGCGCACGCGCGCGCGCACAGCACGGGCCGCAGGCCGCGUUCCUGCUCGACGUUAACGAAAUUAUCCGAUAGUCACACGCCUAAUUCUAAAGUCCGAGCAACGCAUAUCGGCCUUGACCUCACGCCUCGGGUUUCCGGGGCGGCCUUUCCGGAAAAGCCCUGAGCCCUCCUGGAGACCCCCCUGACACACCCUCCCCGGGGGCGGCACAGAUAAGCCAAGCAGUUGUAUGUUAUGUCACAGGAACUAAAUAAGAUGACAUUACUCCUCAUAUCACCACGACCUGAAUGUGUGUUCAUAUUUUUUGUUGUUUGUUUUAUCCAAAAUGUUCAAGAUCCCAACAAACUUUAUUUUCUAAACCUGC
Molecule: messenger RNA, 1875 nt
Organism: Cervus elaphus (red deer)
Lineage: Eukaryota; Metazoa; Chordata; Mammalia; Artiodactyla; Cervidae
Gene: CCDC92
Product: coiled-coil domain containing 92
Exons: 5
Coding region: 272-1219 (315 amino acids)
Cellular component (GO): centriole
Source: RefSeq, a predicted model, not a curated record